UGACGGGCACAAACGAUUUCCAAAUUCUGGCCAAUGAGAGUGAUUCCAUUGAGUUGUAGGCGGAGCAAAUUAUUGUUUUCGUUUGUAACAUGCCCUUGGAACAUUUAACCACAGCAUAGCAGAAUUCACACGAGUAACUAGUGACAUAAUUUAUUACGACAUAAAAGAAAAGGACCAUGGGAUUCAUUCUGUCCAAAUCUAUGGACCAGAGCUUCAAGAAGCAGCAGGAGUUUAUGUUGCACAAUGCACGGCUCCAGUUGGAGAGACAAAUCCUGAUGCAGAACCAGAUGAGGGAGAGACAGAUGGCCAUGCAGAUUGCCUGGUCCAGGGAGUUCCUCAAAUACUACGGCACCUUCUUUAGCCUGACCACCUUAGGCCUCACCAUGGGUGCCAUUAAGAAAAGGAAGCCUUCUCUGUUUGUCCCCAUCGUUCCUCUCGGCUUCAUCUUGGCCUAUCAGAUGGACAUGGCAUAUGGAUCACUGAUUUACAGAAUGAGAAGUGAGGCCGAGAGCAUCAUUGUGUCAGAGCACAACCGAUUGGAUCUCCCACAUGGUGCGAUCAGCUUCGAGAGCAUCGAGAAGGAGAGAAGAGCCAAAAGCUCCCAUGGCUCCCUCUUGGAGAAGUGACUCUGACCUGACAACCGUGCCGUUUGGAGGGUCACUCACAAGGCUCUUACCUGCACACCAGGAUGGGACCAGUGACUUCCGCAGUUCUUCAUCCGUCUUACCACAGAGUAAACUUCACAUGCCAUCAAAUGGUCACAUUGUUAUACACAGUGCACCAAGUUUGAUAUUUUGGUGUUUCCGUUAAUUCAGAUAGAACAUUAAUGCCAACAUUUUUCAGCCAUCCAUGCACAUAAUUAACCCUUUCUGAGCUAUUUCAGGAAAACUAUUUUGAUCAGAAUUUAUAUUGUUUAAGAAUUUGCCACACCAACUGUGUACAUGUACUCAAUAUAUUUAAAGGUGCGCUCUGAUCACAUCUGAAAUAUUUUAUCAACCAAUUAAAUACCUUGCACACACACAACAUUGUUUUAGAAGACCGGGAGAGCAGUGUAUCAACCUCCCUAAAUGGCCUGCUGCACAGUUCAACCUUCUUUUGAUUGGUGGUGAUAUUUCUGUGUCAGGUUGAGGUCACAUUUAGACCGUGUCAGACUGUCUGAGGAGCUUGGCACCGUGUCAAUGGGCUGUGUUACCAGUGAACACCUUUAAUAGAACUAUGAUUCCUUUCAAGCCUUACAGUUUGUGCCAAUCAGGGAAGUCACUGCAAUUACUCAACCAUUUGCAGUUGAAGAUGCCUUCUGGUUCGAUGUCCUUGAACUCCUUUUAUUACAGUAUAUAAAUGUGCCACUGUAUUAAAAAAAAACUGUUUUGUGUUAGUCCAUGAAAUGUGGCAUCAACAUAGUAUGCAAGUGUCUAGACCGACCACAAAAGUUCCAUUUAUUUCUCUAACUUUCAGUCAUGGGAAAUGUUAAAAUGAUCAGAUCUUAAUAUUUUUCUGUGUAUAGAUAAACCGGACUAUAUAUAUAACAAACACUAUAAAAAAAACAUUUUCUCUAUAAAAAAAACAUGUUUUGGUGUACCUAAUCGUAAAUAAAAAUAAGAAAUAUUUAAAGAAAUACACACUUCCUCUUUCACACAUUUACAGUAGUACAUGAAAGGUGUGUGUUUUUAGUGUGUGUUUAGUCAUCUGCUUGUGAGAGGGACAGAAAGAGGGAGGAUGCUGUAGCAGGCCUCACUCUUGACUUGCAUGGGAUUAGCUUACACUGUGUCGUAUCAGUGGGUGUGUGCAUGGAUUUCUUUAACUAUUAUUUAUACAUACAAUACCUGUCAAUAGUUUGAGUACUCAUUAGACAUUUUAUAUAUAUAUUUAUAUUUGUCUAAACAGUUAUUCAGAUUUUAACAUACAGCUCUGUAAAAAAUGAGACCACUGCACCUUUUGAAAAUGAACUCAAAACCUUCCUUUUUGGAAAGGAAAGAAAAAGGUGCAGUGGUCUCUUCAUUUUUUUCCAGAGCUGUAUUUUAACCCAACAAAGAUUUAAUUUGAUUUGACUCGUUUAAUACACUGCUCAAACAAAUUAAGGUAACACUAAAAAUCACACAUUUGGGUAUUGAUGAACAAAAUAUAUUAAAGUUGUAAAUCUUUACUGGACAUUGUGUAAUUCGUUGAGAGCAAAAUUAUGGGGGAUCUCCUUGGCGAGAUCUGGAUCAGGGCAUCAGUGAGCUCCUGGACGGUCUGAGGCUCUACUUGGCGAGUCGGAUGCACUGAUACAUAAUGUCCUGGAGGUUCUCAAUUGGAUUCAGGUCUGUGGAACGUGAGGGCCAGUCAAU
Esox lucius (northern pike) is the source of this 2327-nucleotide messenger RNA. RefSeq names its product plasminogen receptor, C-terminal lysine transmembrane protein (gene plgrkt). Lineage: Eukaryota; Metazoa; Chordata; Actinopteri; Esociformes; Esocidae. The record is from RefSeq and is a predicted model, not a curated record. Gene Ontology annotation, cellular component: plasma membrane. The transcript has 5 exons. The coding region runs from base 177 to 626 and encodes 149 amino acids. Gene Ontology annotation, biological process: positive regulation of plasminogen activation.